Messenger RNA from Pochonia chlamydosporia 170, 1395 nucleotides. Its product is annotated as cytochrome P450 family protein. Bases 1 to 1395 code for a protein of 464 amino acids. The record is from RefSeq and is a predicted model, not a curated record. Lineage: Eukaryota; Fungi; Ascomycota; Sordariomycetes; Hypocreales; Clavicipitaceae. The transcript is spliced from 4 exons. Gene Ontology annotation, molecular function: heme binding; iron ion binding; monooxygenase activity.
AUGGCUCAAUUAUCCCCGGAGUUACACAAGAAGUAUGGUGACACCGUUCGUAUCGGCCCCAAUGAAUUGUGGUUUAACACGACGGAAGCAUUUGAUAAGAUCUACAGCACCGGUAAAGGCUUCGAGAAAUCCGACUUCUACUUGGCAACGGCGUUGACCAGGCCGAGCAUUGAUUGGCGAUUCAACGCAAAUUUUGAGGAUACUCUAGAUCUCCUGUCCGAGAGAGAGAUGAAGCGAUAUCGUUUGCAGAGACGCUUGAUUGGUCGCGUAUACAGCGUCGCAAAUGUCGCGAAGUACGAAGACGCUAUUGCGGCAACACUUGACAACGUGGUCAAGCGACUAACCGAGCUCGAGGGCCAAGAGCUUGAUCUAAAAGAAUGGAUGCACAUCAUCACAGUCGAGUGUCUUGGAGCCGCCGUGCUAUCAUGGUCACCCGGUUUGCUUCGCGAUGGUACGGAUUGGGGGACACUAUCACACAGCUUUCAAGGCUGGCGAAGAAAGUGCUUGUUUGGCGUGUUUCCAACGAUGAAGAAGCUGGAACAGUUGUCACCAAACUUGGGCAAAGCAUUUGCGUCCCUCUGGGGCGUAGCAUACCGGACUCCAGCCAAUUUCAAGUCCUUCUUCCCUGCCGUUCUCCGGAAUGUAGUUCGUCGACUGACAGCCUCUUUGAGGCCAAAUCCGCCCAAGGACAAAAGAGUGGACUUGUUAAACGACCUAGUCCAGCUUCAUAAGGACAAACCCGAGUUCAGCCAGCUUUACCUUCGGAAAAUGGCCGUGACCAACUUCGGAGCAGGCCACGAAACCAUGGCAUCGACCCUUACAGCAUCCGUGGCAAUGAUUGCCUCUCACAUGGAUGUUCAAAAACAAAUUGCCUUGGAACUACGCACAGCUGAAGGAAAAGGCGCAUUCGUAUAUGCCACGAGUAACCGAUUCCCAUACACAAAAGCUGCGAUUCGCGAAGCCAUGCGCCUGUACCCCGUGGUGCCUAUGGCGCUUCCCCGCAACACACCACCUACAGGGCUGCAUGUUCAUGGAUUGAGUGUGCCUCCAAAUACCACCGUUGGCUGUAGUGCCGCAGCGUUGCACCGCAAGGAGGAUAUAUUUGGCGCCGAACCUGAAGUAUAUAAUCCCGAACGAUGGAUCUGCGCCGAUAUGGGUGUGGAGAACGCAGCAACAACGCUCCGCAUGAUGGAAAAGUAUAGCUUAAACUGGGGAGGCGGUUCUCGAAGCUGUCCUGGGCGAAACUUGGCGGAGCUGGUGGUGUUCAAGGUGAUUGCCACCCUCUUUGACAGGUUUGAGGUGGAGGUGGCAAUCCCCCCAGAUGCAGACAAGGAGGCUUACUUUCUUUUCGUCCUGUCGGGAGUCAAAGUGAAAUUUAGUCCCAGAAAGGAGUAA